Molecule: messenger RNA, 2694 nt
Organism: Closterium sp. NIES-65
Lineage: Eukaryota; Viridiplantae; Streptophyta; Zygnematophyceae; Desmidiales; Closteriaceae
Source: the annotation of a GenBank genome assembly
AUGCGCGCUCUGGAUGCGACGACCAACGAGCCAUGGGGCCCUCACGGCCAGCUGCUCGUGGACCUCGCGCGGGCGUCGCACAACCCGUACGACCCGUUCCCCCACAGCGCCGCGGAUCUUGCAUUCACCUUUUUCUUUGGCCAGAUCGAGUACUCCAUGGUCAUGAACGUGCUGUGGAAGCGCUGCCAGGAUGUAGGCAAGGACUGGCGCCACGUGUACAAGGCGCUGGUGGUGAUGGAGUACCUGGUGGCGCAUGGCACCGAGCGCGUCGUCAGAGACCUCCGCGACCGCUCUGCCUUCAUCCAGGUGCCUUCUUUCCCCAUGCUCAGAUCUGUUAUUUCCCUCUCAUUCUUUUAUUCAGACCCCUCCUCUUCUGUGUCUCACCCGUCCCACUGUGGCCUGCGUGGUGGUCGCGUUCAGAGUCUCGCUGAUUUCCAGUACAUGGACAGCGCGGGCAAGGACCAGGGCCUCAACGUGCGCACCAAGGCGCAGGCGCUACUCGCCCUGCUGCGCGACUCCGCGCGCAUUGCUGAGCUCAGGGACCGUGCUGCUGCCACCCGCAACAGGUGUGUGCUGCUGCCACCCGCAACAGGUGUGUGCUGCUGCCACCCGCAACAGGUGUGUGCUGCUGCCACCCGCAACAGGUUCAAGGGCGCGUCAGCAGCAGGCACGGGGCGGGCGUCGAACCCAUAUGGUGACUACGAGCCUGAGAGGCAGUCCAGGGACUCGCACCCCACAGCCAGCUACGGCAGCAACAGCUACGCGGGCGACGGGCGGAGUGUGUACAGCACGGGGUCGGCGGAGAGGGUGCACGCCACUGACAGCGCGCACAGUGGCGAUGGCGAGAGGCCCAGCGGGUACACAGGCAAGCAGAGAUACGGGGAUGAGGAGGAGGUGGAGCACAGCAGCACGGGAGGGGGAGCGGCGAGGGCGAGUGGGCACGAGGGAGGGGGUGCGGCGGGCAGCAGGGUGGCGGGCAGCAGUGCUGGCGGGGAAGGUGUGGCAGGGGGGCAAGGGGGGAGGCGGUGGGGGGACGCCACAGAGUGCGCCCAGGCCUGCUGCGGUGCCCAGCACUGCAGCAGCCAGCGCCAGUCCUUGCUUUGCUGUUCACUCUGCUUCCUUUUCUUCCUCUGCCUGCCACCCUACUCUUCCUUUUUCUUCCUCUGCCUGCCACCCUACUCGUCCUUUUUCUUCCUCUGCCUGCCACCCUACUCUUCCUUUUUCUUCCUCUGCCUGCCACCCUACUCUUCCUUUUUCUUCCUCUGCCUGCCACCCUACUCUUCCUUUUACUUCCUCUGCCUGCCACCCUACUCGUCCUUUUUCUUCCUCUGCCUGCCACCCUACUCUUCCUUUUUCUUCCUCUGCCUGCCACCCUACUCUACCUUUUUCUUCCUCUGCCUGCCACCCUACUCUUCCUUUUUCUUCCUCUGCCUGCCACCCUACUCUUCCUUUUUCUUCCUCUGCCUGCCACCCUACUCUUCCUUUUUCUUCCUCUGCCUGCCACCCUACUCUUCCUUUUUCUUCCUCUGCCUGCCACCCUACUCUUCCUUUUUCUUCCUCUGCCUGCCACCCUACUCUUCCUUUUUCUUCCUCUGCCUGCCACCCUACUCUUCCUUUUUCUUCCUCUGCCUGCCACCCUACUCUUCCUUUUUCUUCCUCUGCCUGCCACGCUACUCUUCCGCAUCGCUCCGCCAGCCUCACCAGCCCCCACAGCAGCAGCAGCAACAGCAGCAGGCAGCGGUGGCGGCAUCUGGUUACGUAGACCCCGCCCAGCCUGCUGCGCCCGUGCCAGCUGCACCAUAUGCCUUCUCUGCCUCAGACGCUGCUCCCACCUCCGCCACUGCUCCCCCCAUAACACCGCCCAUCACCCCACUCCCCCUGCCUCCGUGCCUGCACCUGCUUCUGCUGCGCCCUCUGGUGCUGCCGGCAGUGAUAGCGGUGCAGCAGGAGCGGCAGCAAUGUGUGGAGAGGGCAAGGGCGCUUCCGCUCUCCCUUGCUCUGCCAUCCCACUCAACCCCCAUCUCCCUUCUCCCGUGCGCCACCCCCCGCCAACCCGCCUGCGUGGCGGCAUCAGAGCCGGAUGACCCGCUGAGCUCGGUGGGCGUGAUGCCCAAGUCGAAGCUCAGAUCGGCACGCGAGCGCAAGGAGGACGCCACCCGCCAGCAGCAGCAGCACGGGCAGGGGCAGGGCCAGCCGGGGGGUGUGCCCGCUGUCAUGGGCCGUGCCAUGGGUCCUGGUGCUGGUGCUGGUGCUGGUGCUGCUGGCAUGGGUAUGGGGGCAGGCAUGGGGGGCAUGGGAGGCAUGGGUGGUGGGAUGGUAAUGGGAGGAGGAAUGGGGGGGAUGGGAGGGAUGGGGGCUAUGGGUGGAAUGGGUGGUGGAAUGGGUGGGAUGGGAGGUGGUGCUGGUGGUUAUGGCAUGCGGUGGUGGGUACGGGGGAAUGGGGAUGGGCGGUGGAGGUAUGGGAGUGAUGGGUGGGGGCAUGGCAGCAAGUGUGGGUAUGGGAAUGGGGAGGUGGUGGAUAUCCAAAUCCUCAAGGUGGCUAUCCGACAGGUGCUGGUAACUACCAGCAACCUGGUUACCAGCAAGGCAAUUAUGGUGCUGCAAAUUAUCAAGGCGGAGGUUAUGGUUAUUGACUACAGUGUCCCCUCACUCGCUUCAGACAGAGGCCCAUGGUGCAUACGGUAUUUAAGGUGA